Molecule: messenger RNA, 8405 nt
Organism: Syngnathus typhle (broad-nosed pipefish)
Lineage: Eukaryota; Metazoa; Chordata; Actinopteri; Syngnathiformes; Syngnathidae
Gene: tet2
Product: tet methylcytosine dioxygenase 2
Exons: 10
Coding region: 552-5774 (1740 amino acids)
Biological process (GO): myeloid cell differentiation; oxidative demethylation; positive regulation of transcription by RNA polymerase II
Cellular component (GO): nucleus
Molecular function (GO): DNA 5-methylcytosine dioxygenase activity
Source: RefSeq, a predicted model, not a curated record
AAAUGUGGGAGGGGGUGGAGUCCUGUCCUGAAUCCACUCCAUUGCUUGAGGGCAGCCAUCAUAGUGUUCACUAUUGUGUGCGGCUGAGGGAAGAAGAAAAAGAGAGGAGGGCGCACAAGGGGGUAGGGGGGGGGAAAGAAAACCUGUCCCUUUGUGUGGGAAAGACUCAGCAGGAAAGUGAUUUUGGGACGAUUUGGAGUUUGUCGGCAAAACAAGGGAUCUUCCCUCUGACCGGCACGCAGUAUUUUCGGGGUCAAAUCCGAGCGCUUCGGUCGUAUUAAACCAGAGUUGGUUUCGGAUUGUGCAGCCGGCAAACAGCGACACCCCGGCCGGCUUCGCCUGAUGAUGAGAGCGGACGUCAGAGUGCUUCGCAUGAAUAUUGAUGUGGAGGAUAGUCUGUUUCAUAGAAGAACAGAAGGAGGCAAGAUGGCUGCCCUUUAGGAUUUGUUACAGGGGAGAUCCAGACGGUUCGUUGGAAUUGGUACAAAGUGGAGGGACGUGAAAGAAGGACGCAGAGAGGGCAGCCUGUGAAUGGACUCUAAGCAGGCCAGAUGGAAACAGACCAGACCAGACAUGAGACGGAAGAAAGUUCGACAUUCAAGAAAAUUGCCACGUCCUGCAACAUCUCGAGCAAACUCCAGAAUGGGGGGACCUUUUCAGAUGGAGACCCUCUUCAAAUUACUGGUGACAGAAACUGGAACAAUUACAAGGCCAGCACAGAGGCCGGCUCCAUGAAGAGACAAAAAGAAAUCUGUAAUGACCUUGGAUCAGUACAGGGCCUGUUGGAUCAGGGAUCCUUUAUGAUGAAUGGAGAGUUAAUGAAUGGAGAUUUCAAGCAUGUACUUGCUGAACAGUCAUUCCUGGCCAGCCAGUCGAAGAAAUUCAAAGUAGAUUCAGAGAUUUCUGAAUUGACAAAAAACGCAGAAUUUGAAUGCCAAACACAGGCAGAGCUCAGAUUAGGAAACAAUAAUUGUACGAUUCCUAAUGGAGACCAUUUUGCUCUGCCAAGAACUAAACAAGUCUCAACGAACGGUGCUGUACUCACAACCUCGACGAUAGAAAGUACACCGGGAGAUCUGUUAGAGAAAACAUUGUCUCAAUAUUAUCCUGAGCAAGUAUCAAUUGCCCCACAGAGGUCUGGGACACAAGAUGCUAUGAAUGGGUCUCUAACUAAUAAAGUGCCCGGUGAAGAUCUGAUGCCUUCCACUUUGACUUCAGAGUUCUCCAAUUCUGCCCAGAUGCUCAAAUUGCAACGGCGACAGACUGAGACAGGUGGUAUCCCUGAAGGAGUCGACAAUUUGGACUCCGUCAACUAUAUAGUGAACGGAUACUCCAACAAUCAUGAAACAGAUUACCGGCAGAAAAACCAGCAGCACCAACAGCAGCCGCCGUCUUUCUCUGGCCACGAAAGAGCUCUUGAUCAGCUUCCCGGUAUAGUCCGUUCAUCAAAUAUUGCCAACUCCUUGCAACAACAUAAAAAUGGCCCACGGUGCUAUCCCCAUGACAAAAAUUCUCAACAAACAUAUGAGAAUGCCAACCAGGAUUUCAAUUUCGAUUCUCUUCAGACAACUGAUGCUGUUUUGCCCAAAUAUGGGUCAUCACCCAACUCUGGAGUACAGAAUAUGGUGCAAUGCGGGAAACCCGGGUCUGGUCAUGCUCAGCAGUUUGAGAUUCAAGCGAACAAUUUCCAACAGAAUAUUGGAAACAUACAUGGAGCUGACGGCAGGGGCACUAUGGGACCCAAUCCACAGCAAAGAAUUCAGACAGCUGGAUUAGAAAAUAAUCUAGAUAACACAACACAGCAGACGGGUAACUUGUGUUCAACUCUCCAUCAGGGCAGCUGGAUGGAACAGAACCUUUCCAAGCAACAGACAAGUGGUAUGCCAUCCCAGGCGGAGCAGGAAAAGAGGGGGUUCCCUGCCAAGGCUAUGGCAGACCAACAGAGACGCAGCCUCCAGGUUCACGGUCCGAUUUCGGAGGCAAACCCGGUAAAAAGGUUCGAGUCACCUGGAAUCUUUAAAGAAACCAUUCAGGGAUUUAACAGCAUACAGGAACAACAACUCUUAGCCCACCCGCACUGUGCUUCAGCUCCUGUCAAUAACGAUUCAGAGUGGCAGCAAUCAAAUUCGAACACAAAUUUAGUGCAGCAGCCUCCACCCCAGACAAAGCACGAUCAACAGGCCGGGGGGUAUUACGUCGGUCCCAUGCAGUCAAAGCACUUAUGUGACAACCCUGAACUUCAGGACCCAUUGUCGCCUGAAUUUUUCACAACGCAGCAACAACAGCACUAUACUCUUCCACGUCCACUGUCCCACCCGCCGCAAUUUGAAGAACAACAACUUAAAUCUCCCAUAUACAAACCUCACAGUCAGCCGCAGCCAAGUCAGGUUCAACUUAACCAACAACACAAAAACAACUCUGUACAGCCCGGCAGUCACUUUACCUACAAAAACACAACAGGUAGUCAUAUACAACGUCAAAGAUCGUUUUCUCCAAACUCAGACAGCGGUGAUUCUCGGCACUAUCAACCGCAACGACCCAAUAACUGCCACCCACCGAACGAUAAGGACUCUUGUAUUUUGACGCAGUCACAGACUUAUUUGCCACAAGGUGCAGUAAACCAACAGAUACCAACACAUAUGUACCCGAAGACUGAGCACCAAUUGAAGUCAUGUUCUCAGUUGCAAAGGGGAUCUCACCCAGGAUCGCCACUUCUCCACGGAGAAAUCCAGAAGCAUGAAGCUCUACGGAUGCAUCUGUUACAAAGGCAGGAGAGACAAGUCUCUUCCCAUUCUACACAAAACACCCGAGAUAGCAAACAUGGCCUCCCUAAUAUAAAAAUUGAAAACGAACCCAGGUUUAAUUUGCCUAGCUCACAGCAGCAACUGGGUAGAUUGCAAAUCAAGCAGGAGACUCAACAGUCUGUGUGUGAGAAUACAAGGCAGAACAACAUCCUGGCCUCCAUGGAACAAAGUCUAAAACAGUACCAACUAUCCCCUGUGUUUGAAAAGAAAUCAUUUGUCAUUAAUUCAAAUAAAGUCAAAGUGGAAUCUUCUGGGCCCGUCACAAUCCUGUCAACCAACACUGACCUGUGUAAAGUGGAAGCAUCUGGAGUUGCUAUGUCCAUGACAGCUUUAAAAAGAACACCUGAUUCCACGCCCACGAAAGAGCAACUCCUACAGAGAUUCAUGGAUUCUCCGAUGAAGCUAUUGGACACCCCAGUAAAAAGUCUACUCGAUACGCCGAUUAAAACACAAUAUGACAUUGCAUCUUGCCACUGCGUUGAGCAAAUCAGUGAGAAGGAUGAGGGCCCGUACUAUACUCAUCUGGGAUCGGCACCUACCGUUGCCGGUAUACGAGAGGAGAUGGUGAGAAGGUCGGGUUUAAAUGGUGGCGCCAUCAGAAUAGAGAAAGUCGUGUAUACUGGCAAGGAAGGAAAAAGCACACAGGGGUGCCCGAUUGCCAAAUGGGUGAUCCGCCGAGCCAGUGCAGACGAAAAGCUACUGGUGUUGGUUCGAGAACGCACUGGACACAAAUGUGAGACAGCCUGCAUAAUUGUGGCUAUCCUGGUCUGGGAGGGUAUCCAACCCAGCCUAGCUGACAAACUCUACCUCGAGCUAAGUGAAACGCUAACGAAGUACGGAGCCCUCACCCAAAGACGAUGUGCUCUCAACGAAGAGAGGACCUGUGCAUGCCAGGGAUUAAAUCCAGAUGCUUGUGGAGCAUCAUUCUCCUUCGGAUGCUCAUGGAGCAUGUACUACAAUGGCUGCAAAUUUGCCAGAAGUAAAAUUCCAAGAAAAUUUAAACUUCAAGGAGAUGAUGUCAGAGAGGAAGAGAGACUGGAGCAAAACCUUCAACGUCUGGCCACCUUACUGGGCCCCUUGUAUAAAAAUAUGGCACCUGAAGCUCAUGGAAACCAGGUGGAACAUGAACACAGAGCACCUGAUUGCCGUUUGGGGUUAAAAGAGGGGCGUCCCUUCUCUGGGGUUACUGCUUGUCUGGACUUCUGUGCUCAUGCUCAUAGGGACCUUCACAACAUGCAAGGGGGCAGCACUGUGGUAUGCACGUUAACAAGGGAAGACAAUAGAGAGAUUGGAAAGAUACCAGAAGAUGAGCAGCUCCAUGUCCUACCACUGUAUAAGGUUGCCAAAACGGAUGAAUAUGGCAGCGAGGAGGGUCAGCAGGAAAAAAUCAAAUCGGGUGCUAUUCAAGCCCUCAGUGCCUUCCGCCGCCAGGUGCGCAUGCUCUCAGAGCCCGCAAAGUCUUGUCGGCAAAAAAAGCUGGAUGCUAAGAAAGCGGCAGCUAUCAAGAAUACCAUGUUAGACAACUCUCAUGAUAAGUCAGAGAAAGUUACCCCGUCGAAAACAAAACCUGGGACUUGUGAAAACAUCACUCUAAGCACACCUGUGCAAGGUGCUAUAGGGGCCUCUCAUCAUCCAGAUCAACCAAUGGAACCCCUUGGAGCUCAUUCUUUGCAACCGCAGCAUCAACAGCACGGAAACAUUCUUACCUCUUAUCCCGGUGCACCGAACGCUGCCAAAUAUCCCAGGUUUCCUGGUUAUCCAGGAUCAUUUCCAAGCACUUCAAAGCCAGGGAGCAUGUUUCAUCAUCAACCCUCAACACCAGCAAACCAUUACCCUUCCCCGGUCCAUGCACCCAACUCGUUCAUUGAUGGAUCUAAACAAUCAUACCCGGUCUAUCAGUGCAACGGCGGCAUGCCUCUUGAUAACUACCAUCCGUACUAUGCUUCGAACCAAAAGCAACUGGAGAUGUAUCAACAACAACAACGGCAAGUGUUGUACUCUGAGCAGCAGUACGCAGCGCAUCAGCGUUAUGAACUCAAUUAUCCGCAGAAUUACGCAGAUCAUGGUUUACAAGUCAAUGGCUAUAACACAUGCAGCAUGAGGCCAGUUCACCCCAUGAGAGCCUUCAGUCCCUGUAGUCCGAACGGGGUCACUGACGCUCAUUUCAUGGACCCCCUUUCGAGAGCGCCUUCUGCCCACAGACUUCGAGAAUAUACAGCUGCCGGGAGUAACGGCAAUCAGUUUGGAUCGCCAAAUCCAUACUUUGGGAGUCCUCAAAUGUUCCCCCCAGGCCAACGACCAUUCCAUAUGCAAGUUAAACAGGAAAUGGGUAUUCCUAACCCAAAGAUGUUUGGUGCUCACUUAAGUGGUGCGUGUUUAAACCCAGAAACACAGACGGGAUUGGGUCUGCUCAACGGUAGCCCCAUGGUGACUGGUAUUAAACAAGAGCCUGGAACCCCACAGAGACCCACAACCCCACCAAAGCCGCCAGAAAUUUGGUCAGAUAAUGAGCACAACUUCUUAGACCCUGAUAUCGGUGGAGUGGCAGUGGCACCAAGUCACGGCUCAGUCCUCAUUGAAUGCGCUAAACGGGAGUUGCAUGCCACCACGCCUCUGAAAAAUCCUGACCGUCAUCACCCAACACGCAUAUCCUUGGUCUUCUACCAGCACAAAAAUUUGAACGAGGCUAAGCAUGGUCUGGCCAUGUGGGAAGCAAAGAUGGCUGAAAAGGCUCGAGAAAAGGAAGAAGACGCAGAGAGGAAUGGUGGUGAGGGCACGCCAGGGAAGAGCAACAAGAGGGGGACAAAGCGCGAGCAUCCAGAGAUGUCAGAAUCUCUUGGGGAGCCUCCUUAUAAGCGUUUUAUCAAGGCACUCAUUGAGGGAUCGUCAUCGUGUACAACCAACACCUACGUCAGUACAUCUCCGUAUGCCUUCACUAAGGUCACAGGACCUUAUAGUCACUUUGCUUAAAAUACCCUCAAGAAAAUAAAAAAUGAAGGUGCUUUAUUUAUGCUAUGACCAACUGCAGCACUGGCCUCGUACAAACACUCCUAACCGGUUCAGGUGUUUUAUAUUUUUAACAGCUGAGCUUUACUUGUUGACCCUGCUAUGGAUGUAUUUAUUUUUGUGUUGCAACUUUUGCAAGAUACACACUGUUAAAACAUCUGGUGCUUCUCAAUUGUACACACAGACCUACUUUGAUUUUUUUGAUUUUUACUGGAAACAAAGCUUUGGUGGUUUUAUUCUAUAGUUUGAAUACUUCAACAUGGCAUUGAAUGCCAACUUUGAAAAUGACAACUACAAGGUGCUAAUCAUGUAUUUUUAAAAUGUAUUGCUACAACAAAUGAAAUGAUUUAACAGGAAAUUAUGGAAGGAAAAAAAAAAUUGAAAUCGCUAGCAUCAAAAGUUGAUGUGCGUCAGUGUAUCUUGAGCACUUUGAUUAUAAAAACUAUGCGAAAACAAAAUUACACGUAACAAUGAAUCAAUGUAAUAAUUUGCGCGCACCCUUAAAGUAAAACAACACAAUAUUUUUGUUUCGAAUUCCUGCAAAAAAGGAAAAAAAAACAAUCUUCAGAACAUAUUGAGUUGGAGCUUCUUUGGCUAUUACACAUUGAGCCGUUCAAAUGGUGCUAUUUUAAACAUUUUAAAGAUGGAGAAACAAAAAAAAGCUUUUUAUCAUCCAAGGUUUUCCAGUUUAACUGUCAGCAAAAGUGUUCCUUUCGGCAAGUUCGUUGAACCGACCUGAAGUGUGAAACUUAAGUGUAGUUUUACGUCUGUGGUGCUUAGCUGAUGUUGCUUUUUAUACACUGAGGAGGAGCAUGGGACAGGGUAAGCUUGGUGUCACUUUUCAGAGGGCAGCUGGCUUGCUGUGGCUUCAUUCUUGUAAUCUAACUGUAAAAUAAAUAGGUGAGAUGUGUACAGUAAGUUAAAUUCCCUUUUUGGAAUUACUGUUAUAAAUUGUGUUUGAUGUAAAGAAUGCGCAAAGCCUAUGUCAUUGUUUUUCUUUGUGUUCCGAUGGAUUUUGUUUCAUGGGGUGCUCUUGAACCUGUUAAAACAUACAAUGUGAGACUCUUUAGGCGGUGAGAGGAAGGCUGUUAAAUAUUGUAAAGUACCAACCAGUCAUAUACCUCAAAACCAUUUUGGCAAUAGGAGAAAAAAAAAAAAAAAAAAAAAAACAUAUUUCUUUGUUUUAAAUAUUUUUGGGUUACAGUUUAACUGCAUGCCACCUAAAAGGCGGAAAAGUUCAUUUCUUACUUUCAUACCUACCUGCAAGAAAAUUUGAAUUGUUAAUGUUACUGUAAAAUCAGGGACAUUUAAAAAGAAAAUGUACAUUAUUUCCUGUAUUUGUUUUGUCUUUUUCCUCAUUCAGGGAUGUGCCGUUGUAUUUUGUGUUCCGGUUCAUCUUUUCUAAAAUACGUCACACAGAUUUUUAGUGAGGGGGGGGGAGGGGGAAGGUUCCUGCAUUUUUAUUUUAUUUUUUUUAGCUAGUAGGAUGGGUUUUUUUUUUCUCAAAUGAACACAACGUAUAUGCACUGAUGUGACUAAAGGGAAAGUAUGAUAGUGAAUAAAUUAAGAGCAAUUUAUUUGCUUUUGCUACGAGGCAAAAUCAAGGCAGUGAUUAUCGUCUUUGUGCCUGUGUAUAGUUCAAUUUAUUUAUAACCACUAAGCAAUUGUAUGAUUUUUCCUCUUUAUUUUUUAAUUAAUGUGAUGUAUAAUGGAAUGACUGUAACAUUAUAGUAACAAUUCACCCACUCUUAUAACAAAUUCAUUUUCUGAAAGCACUUCAAAUUUUUUUCAGAAAAAAAAAUGUAUAUGUAAUAAAGUACAAAAGGUUUUAUUUAAAACAGGGUGUAAAUGGAUUUGUCACAUUGUACAGAGAAUAUCAAGAAUGAUUUUUUUGUUUUUUUAGAACUUGAAGUGAAAAUUGGUUCUUCGAGGCAAACUGACCCACAAAUGAUCGAAUUACAAAGAAUCAAUUUCACAGGUCUCUUAAGGAGUACACUCAAUCUCAUCGUAAUGUUUACUGUUAGCGAGACAAAUAUUUAAAUUUAUAUUUUUGAGUUUGUAGAAAUCCAGUGAUGUGUUCAUUGUACAGAGCCCAGCAACAGUAGCAGGUUGUGGUGAGGUGAUUUAAGAGAUUUAGCAGGUGGAAAAAAAAAAAAAAUGCAGAGCCAUACUUGAAGCUGAGUCAGCAAGGCUUGAAUGACUUUCCGGGUAUAACCAGAGUACUGCACGUACUCAAACAACUCGAAGUUCUUUUUUUUUUUUUUUUCUUCUUUUGCAGGCGGACACUAAAACUUAUUUCCUGUUUUAUUUCUCAAGGCUUCUCUUGUUCUGAAAAUUGGUAUGCUCCAUAAAAUUGGAUUAAAAAUAGGUAUGAAACUAAGUAUUGUAAUGUACUGAAUGCAGUUUAUUUCAAAGCUGUUAUUAUAUCAUUGCUGAUAUUGCCAAGGUGUGGGUGGUUUUUUUCCCUCUAAUAAAUCUAUAUUUAUUUAAAGCUGACUUGACUUGUAGUAAAAAAAAAAAAAACAGUUUUACCAUUCUAAAUACAUCCCUAGUUUCAAAUGUUUGUGUAUGCUCCUUUCAUGGUUACAUCCACAU